CCACACACCAGCCAAGGAGACUUACCCAGGUAGCCUUAUUCAGACCAUGCACCUGCAGCCCAUAUCGUUUAUCGAAAUUGAGGGAUCUGGACGUUGGACAAGAAGCAUGCUUCCACGAAACUGGAAAGAACGAUUUUAUUGUCAGUUGGAGUGUGACCAAGUCUUGAAAUUCCUUCCUAGCUUUCACGAUUUCCAUUGAAGAUCUCAUUGGAAAGGAGCCUGUAUUGAAGAACAUGUAUAAGGCGAUGGCCCCAAGAGAGUGCAUGCACCGACCACCAAGUUGAAUCUCCAAUAAACUGUUGACUCCAUGGCACCUAGGUUUAAGCCCAAAAAUGUGCGACGCUGCAAAGCGGAAUUAGCGACAACCCUGCACUUUGUCCUCUAGCACUUCUCUUCAGCAUGGCUCUCGCGGACGAAGUGUUCUGUGAUAUGAAAGCCACCGUCCGAUAUUGCGAUGAACCUAUCCAGAAAGACAUGAUCAAGCUGGAUGUGACAGGGUCUGCGAAAAAGCUUCCCGUCCUUCGCAGCUUCUACACCAAUAAAGAAAAUAAAGCAUGGUCUUACGCCUCCUGUCACACCCAGCUCAUCCGCCUUGGAUAUCGAAUGGGGUUUGAAAAGUCUGCCACAUCAUACGCCAUCCGACUACAAUGUGCUAAUUUGCUUUGUGCUACUGUUGCACCUGCUCAGGCAGGUAAGAUUUUAGGACAAAAAGGGCCUUCCGUUUUACAAAAGUCAUAUGCGAGUACUAUCUCUGGAAUUGAUGUUCAAUCCUUGUACCAGAAAAAGCCAAUGCAUACCUCGGAUAUCGCGAAGAUGACGCGUCUCAAAUUCUCGAACAAUCUGCGCAAAGGCGCUCCAUACAGGCUCCUGAGGAAAGAACGGCUCGCCGCUCUACAGACAGAAGAAGUGCAGGAUCUGAGUCGUAGGCGGGAACGAGGUACUGUUUCGAAACAACAACUUGAUGUUGCAAAAGCCAGAGCAAAAAGAGAGUAUAUUGCAAAGCUACGCCAAGACUAUUUCGAACGCAGUUCGAAUGAGUACGCUGAACUGGCCCUGGACGACCUUGGUCCAUGCCGAGCACGUGUUGUUGAGUUGAUGUACUGUCAUUGUUAUCACAUGACCUUUGGUCACGUGCUAGAUUAGUCAGCUCCUUCGGAGCCCAAAAGGCUCAGCGGAGCUGAGCCUUUCAAUCAAGC
Molecule: messenger RNA, 1196 nt
Organism: Mollisia scopiformis
Lineage: Eukaryota; Fungi; Ascomycota; Leotiomycetes; Helotiales; Mollisiaceae
Exons: 2
Coding region: 400-1143 (247 amino acids)
Source: RefSeq, a predicted model, not a curated record